This is a messenger RNA of Mesocestoides corti, 1524 nucleotides long. The record is from the annotation of a GenBank genome assembly. NCBI's taxonomy places the organism in Eukaryota, Metazoa, Platyhelminthes, Cestoda, Cyclophyllidea, Mesocestoididae.
AUGCGCAUAACGGAAUUAUCGCAAGUGUUGCAAGCUCUAUCAGAACGUGCUCGCGCGGGCACUCAGCAUAUUCAGCGACUGAGGGCCAUAUCGGAAACAGUUAUGAAAUCCGCGAAACGCGCCGAAGACGAUGCCACGGCCAAGUUUGACUGCCUAAUCCAAACCAUAGAGGCGAAGAAGGCUGAACUGAUCGCGGCAAUUAAGGAGGAAAGGGACAGGAAACAGAGCGCUCUCAAGGAGCAGAUUUUUCAAUGCACCUCUAAGCUUACGAGAUCAACGGGCCUAAUCCAGUUCUGCAUAGAGAUGCUGAAGGAGAACGAUGCUCCUUCUUUUCUUCUGGUCUCCCAGUCGCUCAUUAACCGCGCCCUGCACACGGAGCAGUCUUUUCUGCAUGCAAUUGAAGCGCCCCCAGCUGUCACCCAGUACUGCCCCCUGACACAGCAACCGACGACCUCCAGUCAGUCGCACCCACCCACACCCUCCCACUGGUCGAAGGGACGAUCUGCGCCACUCGCUUACUCCAGUUUCGUCUCUCUGAUGCAACUUGAUGCCAUUCACAAGGUCGUCAGUGACCUCACACUUCACGAGGGACUCGAAGACCAACUUAUCGACUGUUCGUCAUCAAGCGCAUCCUCCGAUUGUGAUGUUCCAAGUGCGCCGGUUUUCCGUGCAGAGGAGUGUCUCUCGGAAGGGAAUAUAAUCACACUGGUGUGGCAGCCCUGUCCAGGUUUUGGGAUCGAUUACUACACUCUUGAAAUCGACGACGGAGCAGGCGGCGCCUUCCGGAAAGUCUACCGUGGGAUUGAAACAAUGUGCACAAUCGAAGGCCUCCACUUCCGGUCGGUGUACAGAGCCCGCGUGAAGGCCCACAACCAAUCUGGGUACAGUGCUUACAGCGAUCGACUGGUGAUGCAAACAUCAAUGUAUUCCUGGUUUCACAUGGACAGUUCGCAUUCUUCAGUUGGAGGCUUGCAGUUUUCGAAUUCAAAUCGCUCUGUCACGUGCCAGUCCAUGGAGGACUGUGUUGUCCUCGCUUCAACGGGUCUCUCGCGUGGAGUUCACUACUGGGAGUUUGUGAUCGAUCGACUUGACCAGGGGGGCCAACCUGCGUUUGGCGUUGCCAAGUCAGAUUGCAACAAGGAGGCUAUGCUCGGUCAUGACACUCGGGCCUGGGCGAUGUACAUCGACCGGAAAAGAAGCUGGUUUCUGCACAAAGGAGAGCACUUUGAACGCACCGACGGGGGAAUCCACGUGGGGAGCGUGAUAGGCGUUCGACUGGACUGCGACCGCGGCUCCCUCUCCUACUACCUGGACGAUGAACCCCACGGUCCCAUCGCCUUCACCGGCCUCCCUGCCGGUGUCUACUACCCCGCCAUCAGCUUGAACCGAUCGGUUCAGGUCACCCUGCGCUCCGGCCUGGAGCCGCCUUCGGAGAGCGAAGACAGCGACGAGGACACCUCUGGCUGUGCCGCCCGCAGCGGCUCACAACCGUCCUCCAGACCCCAGUCAGGCCAGCCAAAAUAA